Monomorium pharaonis (pharaoh ant) is the source of this 3231-nucleotide messenger RNA. Its product is annotated as ankyrin-1. Gene Ontology annotation, biological process: positive regulation of transcription by RNA polymerase II. Gene Ontology annotation, molecular function: transcription cis-regulatory region binding; protein binding. Bases 812 to 2518 code for a protein of 568 amino acids. NCBI's taxonomy places the organism in Eukaryota, Metazoa, Arthropoda, Insecta, Hymenoptera, Formicidae. Gene Ontology annotation, cellular component: nucleus. The record is from RefSeq and is a predicted model, not a curated record. The transcript is spliced from 5 exons.
CCUGUUUAAUCGUGAUCACGCGGCGUCGCCGAGUUUUCUUCUCUCUUGAAAUUUUUUUGCAUUAUCAGUACUCUAUGGCAAUAAGGCAGCGAGUUAAUAGGCGUAGCAAACGGUGUGAUUCGAAAUAAAUUUUCAAGCACAUUGAAUCUUGCAGAGAAGCCGCAAUAACGAAUAAUUGGUAAAGUAAUACUAUGAAAUAAUUCAAUUUUUUAAUGGCUUAAAAUAUCAUUUGAUUUCUAGAUUAAAAUUUAUAUUAUCAAAUGUCAUUGACUAUAUCGUGCAUGGAAAGAGAAAAAAAUAUGCGUAAUACUAUUUAACUAUAUUGAGUAUACUAUGUAAAAAUGACAACGAAAGAAAGGAGUAUGACACAAAGUGCCUGAUUAACUUCAUUUUAAUGAUUCGGCACCCAUGGCUCGUCUGAGGAGGAUUAAGGAGCAGACUGGCGAAGUGGGGUAAGCGACGAAUGAAGGCGAAACGCUACACAGUGAAACACAAAAUGGUAGUAGUAGAGAAGUAGAGGGAGCCGAAGAAGAAGAGAGGGAAGAAAAAGAGCUGAAGAGGAAGAAAAAGGGAAGAAGUCGGUGUAGGUAGCCCUGGCAGCCGGUAGAGGCACGUUUUUAGUGAAGCGGUCAUAAAACAGCGGGCUUCAUUGUACAACAUUGCCAACGUGGUUUGACCGAGUGCCGGCGAAAGCAGAAUUUCUCGUAGCACGCAGACCAAUUACGCGCAUUCGUUGUAUUGUACUGCGUCGAGAGAGUGUUGAGUCAAUUGUGUGAACAAAUAAUCAGGGCCAAUUAAGCGUGCGGGCGCGAUGACUUCCGCGUAUGAGACAACGACGACAAAACGCGAGCAGCAGAAAGCAACGAGUCUGCAUGAGACUACGAAAAUACAUUUUAACGGAGAAUUGGAUAAUCUGGGUACUAUCACUGACAUAGAGAAGACUUUGGCAUUGUCUCGAGCCAGUCUCGCAACAGGUAACUCCUUUUUCGACGAAUCCACGCUUUCUUCCGUAGAAGUUAGCGUUCCACCUGGUGAAUUAUUCGACAGGACUUUGGGAAUGUUUGAGAAAGAGAAGGAAGAUAAGGAUGAAGGAAACAUUGGCGUCUCGGUAAAUGGUAUUUUACAAAUGAGGAGCUUCAAAAACGAGGAGUUGUCCUUCGAAGAUAACGAGAGGCUUAAGGAGAGAAAGAAAUCGGUUUUAUUAGCGGAUAAUACUGUGCAAGAAAGCACAUCCACAUGCAAUACGAGAAAGGAACAAAUCAAGGAGAAUCGAAGUGUGCUGGGGGAGGUUCAAGUGCAGGAACAACGCACGUAUAAUAGUAGAGUUCAUGUUGUGGAAAAAUUUCAAGAUUCUGCAGUGGAGGAUGUGCGAGCUUGCUGCGAGGACGUGGCGGAAAUUAGCCUGAAUGCAGGCGAAAAACAGGAUGAAUUUGAAAGGGAAAUUGUCGGUCAACAGGACUCGUUUUACGAUGCCGUACGAUCGGGAAACGCCAAGCGCGUCUCAGCAUUGAUCGCCAACGGUUGCAUACAAAACCUGGACGAACCGGAUUGGAACGUGUCGGGUGAUCCACCCUUAUUGAUGGCAGCAACGAAUCAAUGCUUGCCGGUGCUCAGCACAUUACUAGCGAACGGAUGCGAUCCAGCUGUGCGUUCGCCGAGGGGCGAAACGGCACUUCACAGAGUAAUCCUGAAUGGCGGACCGGGCAACGUGUUGAAAUUCGUAGAGGAUCUCUUGAAAUACGACUGUCCGCCAGGCGUCAAAGAGGCCGGCAGUGGGUCGACUGCGUUACACGUGCUCUCUCGUCAACUGGCUCACACGUCGCUAAAAUCCCUUCGUCACAAUUUCGACGCGGCCCUGAAAACGCUGGAAUUACUAGCCAGAGCAGGAUUUAUUAAUGCUAAGGAUCAUCAAGGCCGAAGUGCUUUGCACAUUUUAGCAUCAUCGACUAUUUUAGAUAACAAUCACAAGACCGACAUCGAGUCUGUGAUUGGUACGCUUCUGUCUGCCGGCGCAGAUACCGCGCUAAAAAACGAUCGCGGAGAGACCGCUUUGCACGAGAGUUUGGAAUGCGGUGCGUUAAAUACGGCAUCAUUGUUGAUACAACAUACGCCGACAGGUAUCACAUCGCGGUACGGUGAAACUCCAUUGCAUAUAGCGUCGCGGAAAAACCAUGUCGAUAUGGUGACGAAGUUACUCGAACACGAUGAGGAUCCCGGCACGCAGGAUGCCGGUGGGAACACUCCGUUACAUCUUGCAUCAGCAAGGGGAUUUCAUCAGACAGUAUCGCUGUUGGUCACCUCGCCCUUAGCUCAAUUGGAAAAGGUCAACAUCGACGGUCUGACGGCUUUACAAGUCGCUGCCGAGAGCGGAUUCGUCAACGCCGUCAGGAUACUGUUGAAGGCUGGCGCCGAUCCCAGCCAGACCAUGCAUUAUUGCGCAAGCAUCCUGCGCCAUUAUCCCGAUAUCUCACUUCUGAUUGAUCACGAAUUAACUAGACGUAGACAACUCGCCGCUUGAUCUGUCAAUUCCCGAACUAUUGGCAUUUGAUAGUUUGUUUCAGAUUAGUUACUACGAACAAAGUGCAAUUAUCUCUCACUUGCUGUUGCUUAAUGUAUCGCGAUGCGCAUUCGAUAUACGUGCGAAAAAUAUGUGUGCAAUUGUAAACGUAAUAUAAAUUUGUUGCCAUAAAUCCCGGCUGUGGAUAAAAAUGCAGUUGAACAUAUUGUAACGUAUCUGCAUAUAUAUGUACACACAAGUACGAUUUAGAAUACAUAAAAAUACAAUAUAUUUUAUAAAUAAACGUUAAUGCCAUUAUUCGCAUUAUCGUCUUUGUUCUCAUUAUUGUUGUCAUCGUGCGUAAUCUUGCCAUCAUAAUAUUAUUACAUUAAUUAAUAUUUUGGUUAAGUUAACUUGUUACCAUCAUGACUGUUUGAAUGGGAAAUUAAUAAAAUGAAACAAUCAUUUUUAUAAUAUUAGUGUAUAUUUUAUAAAUCCACAUAAUUUGAAAUGAAGCGAAAAUGAAAUAAAUUGAAAACAUGUUUGUAUGUAUAUCUAUGUAUAAAUGGAUUUUAAAAUAUUUCCUUCAAAGUAUAUCACAUAAUAUUUGAAAGGCUGUGUUAGAGAAUUAUAAAAUAAUUAUUACAUAACGCUUGUAUAUAAUGUACAUAAUUCACUAUACUUGGCUGAUGUUAAGAAGACAAUGUAUAAAAAUAAACAUGUCUUCCCUAUUA